Geodia barretti is the source of this 10675-nucleotide messenger RNA. The record is from the annotation of a GenBank genome assembly. Lineage: Eukaryota; Metazoa; Porifera; Demospongiae; Tetractinellida; Geodiidae.
UGUCCGUGUAUAGCAGCAGCUGAUAUCGCGAUCUCUCUCCGUUUUCGUGCCUAACGAUGGCUGACAACAAAAGAAGUGACGUUGGAGAGCUUCGGACUCUUCUGCGACGUCCUGACGUCCAGAGAGACCCACGGAAGUACUUGCAGGCCGUGCAGAAGGUUAUAGCCUGCAUGACACUUGGCAUUGACGUCUCCAAAUUAUUCAGCGAGAUGAUCAUGGCAGUGGCCACGCCAAACCUGGUGCAGAAGAAGCUGGUCUACUUGUACCUCAGUAACUAUGCCCAGACCAACUCAGAGGUGGCUCUCCUGACGGUCAACACCAUGCAGAAAGACUGUCAGGACCGCAACCCUGUGGUCCGGGGACUGGCCCUUAGGAGUAUGUGUUCUCUCAGACUCCCCAGUUUACUGGAAUAUCUGAGGGAACCUCUGCAAACUGGUCUAGGGGAUAGGAGUGCGUAUGUUAGAAAGACUGCUGUGAUGGGGAUUAUCAAGGUGUUCUACAUUGCUCCACAUUUUAUUACUGAGUUGAACCUGGUGGACAUUCUCUACCAGAUGCUGCGGGACAAAGACCCCCAGGUUGUCUCAAACUGUAUAUCUGUCCUCGAUGAAAUAUUGGCCAGAGAAGGAGGGAUCAUUCUGAACUCAAAAAUUGCACACUACCUCAUGAACAGAUUGAGAGAUUUCAGUGAAUGGGGUCAGUGUCAGGUACUGGAUCUCUUGACACGAUACUCUCCCAACAGUAACGAAGAGGUCUAUGACAUUCUGAAUGUGUUGGAUGAUCGUCUUCGCCAUGCCAACCUGGGCGUGGUCCUGGGAGCGGUGAGACUGUUCCUCCACCUCACUGAGCACAUGCCACAUCUCCACAAAGACGUCCAUGACAGGAUCAAGGUUCCACUGCUGACUUGCCUGGGCUCCCACUCUCCUGAGCUGGUCUACACGUGUCUCCAGCAUGUCCAGUUACUGCUGGCCAAGGAGACCAGCUCCUUCUUCGACAGCUACCAGACCUUCUACUGCAGGUAUAACGACCCACCCUACGUCAAGAUGAAGAAAGUUGAGCUACUUACGGAGCUGUGCAAUGCUGGCAAUGCAGAGAGCAUCGUCAGUGAACUGGGGGAGUAUGCAACCGAUGUGAAUGUGCUGGUAGCGAAGCAGGCCAUCCGGGCCAUAGGUCAGAUCUCUCUCCAGCUAUCCACGAGGGCCAACACCUGUGUCGACAAACUCCUCUCCCUUCUCACCAUGGACAUUGACUACGUCACCUCUGAGACUCUGGUGGCCAUGACAAACAUACUGAGGAAGUUUGACGACAUGAUAGAGGUGAUUCUGCCCCAGCUGCCAACCUCGUUUGACACCAUCACCGAUCCCGAGGGAAAGGCUGCCCUACUAUGGAUCCUCGGAGAAUAUGGAGAGAGUCUGUCCAACACUCCCUACGUAUUGGAGGAGGUGGUUAAUAACAUGGGAGACGAGGCCUCGUCAGAGGUGAAGCUACAGCUGCUGACGGCAGUCAUGAAGAUGUUCAUGAAGAGACCACCUGAGUGUCAGGACAUGCUGGGCAGACUCCUGGAGCAUGCCAUUGACGAGGAAGGGGACAUGGAUGUGCACGACCGAGGCAUGCUCUACUACCGUCUCCUGAAACACAGUGUCCAGGAGGCCAGGAGGGUCGUGUGCGGUCAGCACAGGAUGGUGACUAGCAAGAACACCAUCAUCCCCAGGCUUUCUCUGUUCCCUGAGUUCAACACUCUGUCAGUGAUGUAUGGGAAACCCUCGUUCAACUUCAUCUCCCAGCAAGUGCCCUACAUCAUCACUGCAUCUGACACCUCACGGGGAGCCGAGACCAACUUUGAGUUAAUGCCAGAGACGGGUAGUUCAGGCAGUGGUGGAGGUUUCGGUGAGGGAGGAGUCAGUCCCAUACCCUCACCACUGGUCCCUCACCAGCAGCAGCAAGACUCCCUGGUGACUGAUGAGACUGGCUGUCUGGUAUCAAUACCAGCUGCCCAGCCAUCCAACGUGCCGCCAGUCAUUUUCCUGAAUCCCUCGCCUAGUCUCAGUGCUGGAGACUUCGAGAAAAUGUGGCUCGCCAUGCAGACAAUUCAGGAGGUGAAAGUGAGGCUGAGGGGUAUACCACCACCCAAGGCCCUGGAAAAGGCUCUGGCUGCCAGGUUCAUAAAGACAAUGGCCUCCAGCUCCCAAGACCAGCCGGACCUCCAGUUUUUCUUCUUUGCCAAACACGUGUCGACCAUGCACUGGUUCCUAGUCCAAGUGAUUAUCACAGGGGCCACUCUUGUGAUGUCGGUUGAGCUGAAGUGUGAGAAGAAGGAGCAAGCCCAGUCAUUUAUCAAACACUAUCUGCAGACCCUAGUAAUGCAUCACUGGCUCGCGCCCACAUCAUAGGAAUAAUGAAUGGUAGUAUCAUGAUAAUUCAUUGUUGCGCAGUAACCCCGAGGGACCCAAUAAUGUACACAGACACAGGCUAGGCGAUGCAUAAGAACUUCAGUCGCUGCUGAUACGCAUGCGCGUUUGUGUUGCGCGGGGGAGAGGGGGUCUGAGUCACGGGUUUUUGCUCGCUAAAGAUUGUUCUCAGCUUGUUUCUCUGCCUUGUCGAAAUGUCUCUUACCGGAGCCGCCGUAGUAGUCGUGCUGCUACAGCUGACGGCAAUCUACCAACCAGUGUCAGCUUCAGACGGCAAAUGUCGCCGACUUCUCUUGAAAAACGGUCUCUCUGUGAACUUCAACGAGACGGUGGCUCACACCAUCCACUCUAUGACCGUGGAGGGUCUCCAGAUGUUCAAUCCGAGAGCCAAUGUCCAUAACAACGUCCCGACAGUCAACAUGGACCGCCGCUCCCCGCAGAAAGUGGUCCCGUUCGCUCCGGACGAUCCGCUCGGCCAUGACUUCUCGACGCAGCCGAUGAACGUCGUGGAUAAGAUCCUGCAGAACGUGGGCAAGGACAACGACGGUCUGGGCCGCUACUGGAGUCCGUUGGAGCGAGUGGUGCACAAGUUUCACAUGAUCGACGUCUGGACUCGCGUCCGGUCCGUCUUCCAGUCCCAGGUGGUGCAAAGUCCUCCUUCUGGCGAGGUUUGCAACUGUCUGCUGGACACUGGAGGGAAUGGGAUCUACGACGCAGUAGACUGGGUCUCUGAGCACUAUGACAGCGGGACUCCCAUCACUCUCCUCAACCGACCCAUCCCCAAACUGACAGAUGCUGCAUCAUGGGACAUCUGGAGGACUCGUCUGCUAUACUACUACCAGCCAGCGGCACUGCACGACAGCGCUCUCUACCUCUAUUGUGCCACCAAAGAUUUCUGAAUAGUGCCACCAAGAGGAGUUCUGAACAAACUAAUGUUUUUUGCAUCGGUUACGCGCAUGCGCGCAUAAUAAUCGUAGGGGUCCCGUGCCGACACACGCGAACCGCGGCGGUCUACCUUCGGCUAGCUCGGACUGUGGUUGAGUGUUUCUGUUUCGGCACGAGGCAGUGACUGGUGACGCCCUGGCCCUCUUGGCGUUUGAGGAAGUUAUCGCAAAAUGGAUUAUGCAUGUGAGAGUGACAGUGAUACCCAGGACUCAGAUUAUGACGUGGACUCAGAUGCAGAGUCUGUAUGCAGUACCGCAUCCAGCAGCUCACUGCAGGUCCAGCAGCCCUCCUUCAAAGUGUUUGUGAGCUAUCCACCCUCCGUAAAGAGGGAAGAAUUAAAAGAGCAUCUCAGAUUAUGUGGAUUCUCUGGUAACGUCAAGAGGUUAAACAUGUUUUACGAUAAGGGUAAGAAAUCAAAGGGAUGUGGGUACAUUGAAUUUGCCCCUCCAAAUGUUGGACGCGGCGCAAUCAAUACUCUUAAAAGUAUGCUUUUGCUCGGAAAACAUAAAAUGGAUGCCAAAAAGUAUACUGGAAGAGUAAGGAAAAAAUCACCACAGCAUAAGGCAAGGAGGGCUUCCAAGAAAAGCGAAGCAUGUCCACCAGUAGAGGAGGAUAGCAGUGAAUUGAUCAAGGUGUUUGUUGGAGCGGGUGUCGGUUGCACUCUUCCAGAUAGUAUCACAACUGCCCAUCUUGAGGAGCAUGUGCGGGGGUUUAAGUCCGCUAUACAACGGGUUUUUAUUGCAACAGAUCCACGGACAGAGCAGUCCAAGGGUUAUGGGUUCGUGUUUUUCAAAUCUAGACGAGCUGCAGAGACAGCCAUAAAGAAACUUAGUGGAAGUGUUCUCCAUGGCUGUAGGUUGAGUCUAGAGUUUUCCAAACAUAAGGAGGGAGAAAUUAAGGAUAAUCCUCCCCCAGUAGAGUCCAGUGGCACUAAGGUCUUUGUUGGGGCUCAGGUGGGUGGUAAGCUUCCAAGCACUAUUCAAAGUGUCCAUCUACAGGCGCAUUUCUGGGAAUUUGAAAAAGUACUUCAAAAUGCGGUCAUCAUUACAAAUCCAACAACAAGCCAGUCAAAAGGGUAUGGAUUUGCUAUCUUCAAAACCAAAGGCGCUGCAGAAGCAGCUAUACGAAAGCUUGGUGGAACUGACCUCUACGGAUGCAAACUCAAACUCGAGAUUGCGAAAACAAAAGAAGAACAUACAACCCAUGGAAGUAGCUCUCAGAGCUCAAUGGCAACAGGCUAUUCAUCUAAAGAGCGGGAAGCGGCCACUAGCCAACAAGAAGUCGGUGGUAAUAGAGUCUAUGUUGGGCCUCAAUCUGGUGGUAGGCUUCCUAGCAGUAUCCAAAGUAUCCAUCUAAAGACUCAUUUUUGGAAAUUUGAACACACCCUAGAAGAAGUGUUUAUAGUAACAGAUCCAAGCACUAAGCAGUCAAAAGGGUUUGGGUUUGCAGUUUUCAAAAGUAAGCGUGCAGCAGAGGCAGCAAUAAGGGAGUUCAAUGGAAGCAGUCUCCAUGGCUGCACACUCAAGCUUGAGAUAGGCAAGCAGAAAGCAGAUGGUGAUCAGAGCACUGCAAGCAGAAGUAGCUCCCAGACCUCAGUGGCUGGUACACACGCAGCCGUUUCUCGACAACCUAGAAAGGCAGGGUUUCCCAAAGACCCAGUUCCACCGAAACAAGGCAAGCAGUUUAAGGUGUUUGUUGGUGGUUUGCGGCAUAGCGUUCAGGAUAAACACCUCCAGGAACACUUUUCGGCGUUUUCUUCAGAUAUUGUAAAUGUUUACAUGUAUAUUCCUGGAGGUGAUCAGCCGAGAAAAUGUGGCUUUGUUGUUUUUUCAUCUCACGAAGCAGCUGAAAGGGCCAUAUCAGCCCUUAAUGGCACAAAGUUGAAUGGAGGUGCAAUUAGAGUUCAGCGUGAUAAGCAUGCAUCCAAACCUGCCUCUCAUACACCAAGUGUACCAAGUGCCGUGGGUACCAGUGCUCCUGUCCAACCUCCUCCCCUUAGUCCAUGUCUACCAAGUGUUUUUAAUACUAGUGUACAUUUGCAGCUUAGCCCUGCUAUCCCUAAUGUACCAAGUACAUUUGACACUAGAGUACCUGUGCAAUCCGCUCCUCCUAUUCCGAGUGUAUCAAGUGUCAUUGAUGUACCAAGGCAAUCCGCUCCUCCUACUCCUAAUGUACCAAGUAUCAGUGAUACCUCUGUGUUUGUGCAACCUGCCAGUAUCAUUGAUACAAGUGUACCUGCACAUCCUUUCCCGACUAUUUCUAGCGUACCAAGUAUCUUGGAUAGCAGUGUACCUGUGCAUCCUGCACCUUUGUUACCUGUUGCCCCUCAGUCUUCCAACACAGUCUUGCUUUCAAACCUAAACCCUGAGAUUGAUGAAGACACAAUCAAAGCACUGUGUAAAGGUAUAGUAACUGGCAUCAGGUUUAUUCCAGUAGAUUCCGCUUCUAAGCAAUCUGUUAUCACAUUUUCGUAUGUUGAUGAUGCUAAGACCGCAGUUGGCGAAUUAAAUGGAAAGUGUUUUCUAGGUCAGAAAGUGAUGGCUUCUUUUCAUCUUGGGCAUUCUCCUAGGGUAGAAGUAAAAGUUGGAAACCUCAUCUCCCCUUUAGAAACCCCACCCAGUAUUGAAGAGCUCAUUCAACUAAGAUCUGCCGAAUGGAAUCUGUUGACAUCUGUCAACCCAGCAGGCUCCAGUCUUUACCAAGAGCUGACAGAACCGUUUAAAACCAAUCCAAACGUAAAGAUUGAUCUUCUACCGCCUAAAGUAGCUAUUCAGCUCACUGGUCAGAAGGACGCUGUGGAGAGUGCACACUGCCACUUCAAAUCCCAGCUCCAGAGACACAUCCCCGUUCAAGUGGAUUUCGUACAGACACUCAUGGAGGUUCACCCUGACUUUUCCAAGCACACGACCGAAAGGUAUGGAGUUUGUGUGACAGGCAUUCACGAUAAGAGUACGUUGAUAAAACUCGAUGGCUCGGGAGGUGUAGUAGCUACAGUUCGCGAAGCAAUCAAUGCGCUCAUUGCCGGAUUUCAGCGUUCAGUGGUGCAGACACAGCUGCCCCUAACAGGCCACCUUCUUGCCUCAGCACAGAAGAGGCUGAAUGACGAAAACGUUGCGGUCCGACUUUUAUUUUCUCCUGACGCUCCCCAGAAAGUGGACGUUUACUCAUUUUCGCCCAAUGACCACCUCAAAGCACUCAAGAUUGUCUCUUCAAAGCCUUUCGUCAAGUAUGUCCCAUUUCAGGCUAGCCCCUCCCUGAAACAGAUCCCCCUUCAAGAAGUAGAGGCUGAGUUUUCUGUGUCUGUUGCAAUGGCUGAGGCAGAGGGAAAGAUAUACGUCAAUGGUUUUGUGAAGCAGGGUGUGACAUCUGCUCAGGAACAAGUAGCUUCUUUGGUUUCUAAAUUUUCUGUUCAGUUUUCCUCCUUUGCCUGUGGUUCUGAGCAAAUGCUUUACCUGAAACAGAAAUUGAAGUACCAACGGGAAGUAACGCAAAGGUUUCUUGAAAGCCUGCCAGCAGAAGUCUUGAUAGAACCAAACAGGCCUCUACAUUUCAAAGGAAGUCCGAAAGAUAUUGAAAUUAGCCAAAAGCAGCUUCUUGAGGGGCCACUCUUACAUGGUUUGCAAUUCCAGGCCUUCCCUUUCACAGCACAGGAUAAAUUCUUUCUGCAGCUUGAAAAGCAUGUCCUCAAACCAAUGAAAAGGGAGCACACAGGUUUUGAAUACGUCCGGAGUGGCUCAGAAGUAGAGCCAGACCAAAGGAAGGGGAGGAGAGGAUCUGCAAGGAGCGAAGAGUCAGAAUUCACUGUCACAGUGUUCAGUCAGGAGCCUGAGGUCUUUGACAAGGCAGUGAUUGCCCUGGAAGAUAUCACUCCAUGUGUCAGGACCCUGAAUGUUGCCCACAGCAACGCCAUAGAGUGCGUGCAGCAACACAUAGAAGCUCAUGAGCAACAGUACAGAGUAAGGAUCGUUGUUCCAAAGGACUCCAAUACAAGAGUCCUCGUAUUUGGCCUGACAGAGAGAGAAGCUGGCCAGUGUCUAGCUCAACUUAGAGAGUCCAUUGACACAACUGUCGAAGCCGAGAAGUAUGUGAAGGUUGACCACAAUCAAAUCAAGUAUUUCAAGCAGAAGAAAAGUGAAGAGUGGGAAGAACUGCAGGGAAUGUGCAAGUCUUUCAGAGUGUAUGACAAGCAGAAGCAGGAAAAGGGUACCGCACUUAUUCGCAUUGAAGGUACACUGCGACAAGUCAAAACAUUUUGCCAAAGACUAGAUACAAUGAAAGCACUUGAAUACUUUUCGAGAAUGUUUUCUGUGUCAGUCGAGAGAAGGUACAAUAAUAUGUGGCUGAAGUUUUGGGAUGCCGUGAUAAAAGAGAGAGAAGAAAGCCUUGACCUCAUCAUUGUUGUUGAUUCUCCAAAGAGGCUUGCCUCCAGAUCCAGCAGCAGUGCUGAAAACAAAAUGGAGUAUGAGUUUUCUGUAUGUGGCGGUGAUGAGAAUGGCACAAUUGAAGUCGAAUGGGAAUUUUCUGAUCCACAGAUUGAACAGAAAGCUGUUAGACUGUCAGAAACAGCUGUAAGGGAGCUGGAGAAGGGAAGAAAGGAAAAGAAGCUCGAAGUUGAUCGGUACUUUGUUGAUGUCUGCAUUGAUGUCAAGGAAAGCAAAGUGAUCCUGACAGCACCUACUGGAUGUAAAGAUGACUUGGAGGCAGUAGAAGGAGAAAUUGAGCGCUAUGUUUCAAACCGCACUUUCGGAGAUAGAGAAAUCACUGUCAAUGACCCAGUCCUUGCUCUAAUACUUGGCUCCAAGUCGAAAUCUUCUGCUCAUCUUGCCUUUGCCAACCAGCUCUCAAAGCCACAUGGUGUGAGUGUCCAGUGUCUCAGACAUCCGCAGUGUGGGAUGAGACUAAGGGGAAAUCAAGAUUCCCUUGAUCUGGUGGAACCUCUAAUUCGCCAGAAAGUGAUUCGAGAGAUUCAGUCAACAAUAGAUGAAAUUAAAUUCCCUGUGAUUUCAUCACUCCUCCCUUUCUUUGAAACCCCAGAGUUUGUCCACUUCAGCGCUAAAAUCAGGGAUGAGCUCUGUGUUUUGUGCCACUUCCCAAAGGUGCGAGGGGAGAACCAAGUCAUCAAGACUGCGUUCCUCAAGACGGCCUCUGCAGACAUCCGUAUCAAGCUGGAAAUUUGCAAGGGUGACAUUACAAAUGAAGAGGUGGAUGCAAUAGUCAAUGCUGCAAAUGAAGACCUGAAACAUGUGGGUGGUCUAGCAAAAGCCAUCGUACAAGCUGGUGGAGACUCGAUCCAGAUGGAGUCAGACUUGUACAUUCUACAGCACGGGAAACUCAAGGCAGGAGGUGUGGUCUGUCUUGGGGCAGGGAACCUUGCAUGCAAGAAGGUUCUCCAUGCAGUCGGGCCUCGGUGGGUGGACGGGAGGAGUGGAGAGGAACAAACUAUAUAUUUCACAGUGUUAGUUUGUCUACGUGAGUGCCAAAGAAAGGGACUUGAAAGUGUUUCCUUUCCUGCCAUUUCCACUGGCAUAUUUUCGGUGCCUGACCACAUAUGCAUACAAGCUUCUCUGAAAGCAGUUCGGGAUUUUUGUCAGGUGACAACAAUGUCAGCUAUCACCAACAUCCGCUUUGUUUUAUGUCAUAGUCAUGUUGCGCAAAGGUUUGCUCAAGCCUUAGAAUCUGACGUCAUGAUGGACUGCAUCGUUCGUAUGUCUGAGGUCACUUCCUCUCCUGCUGCACCUGAGAGCCACACCUGGGAAUGGAUGUAUGAUGAUGGUUCCUUCUUGCCUUACCAAAAGGAUGUCAAUACAUUGUUGAAUGACAGUUACGGCCAGGAUCCUAAAGGAGAAGUUUCGUUUCGUGUUGGCAAACACACAUACGCUGUUGAUUUCAGUACAAUGUUGCAAACCAAUUUGCAUACCAAAUGCCAAAGGCAGAUAAGGCAGGUACCUGCCGCUUUUACUCUGUCUUCUCCCACCUCAGUUCAGUGGAAUUUUAUGAAUGACUAUCAGAAGUGGACCCCAUACAGUCCCUCUGACUCACAGGCCAUUGAAACAACGUUCCAAAGCCAGAUCCGUGGUCAGCGUACUAUCAAAGGAAGAACAUACACUUUUGACUUCACCAGUAUGUGCCAGAUCAAUAUUGAUACAUCCUACAAACGUCCCAUCCAACGCUCAGUAGUCAAUCCUGCACUAGAAGCUACUAUGCCUGACCAACCCAAGGAACGGAAGGAGAGGAAAGUGACAGUGACACUCCGUGGUCCAAGGGCCAACCUGACAGUCGCUAAAAGAAGACUCGAUGAGAAGCUGGACGGUGCCCUGGCAAAUGGAGAUAUCACUUUCCCCAGUUCUCUUGAGGGGAAAAUUUUGGGAAUUAUCCAACAGCAAAAGCUUGACUUCAGAAUGGAGUCUGCUGCUGCUGACCAAAAGGGAAAUAAGAAACGUGUUACCUUUAAAGGUCUGUCAUCUUCGGUGACCAAAGCAACAAGUGCUAUACAGGAGGAGAUCAUCAACUACCAUGUCGCUGCUGCUGAGCAGUCAGCAGUGGCAUUACCUCCAGAGUGGGAGCCUCAGACACAGAACCUCCAGCUGUGCCGAGUAGCCCAGGGCUCACCAGAGUGGAAUAGAGUGGUGGAGAAUUUCCUGAAGACCCUGUCCAGUGUGAGGGUCACUGAGGUGACCCGAAUCCAGAACAAGUGGCUGUGGGAGAGAUAUGUCCUGCACAAGCAGCGACUCUCCUUCAAGAAUAAUGGAAGUGUCAAUGAAAUGGAGCUCUUCCACGGCACACGAAAAAAUGACCCGAAGCUUAUCUACGAAGGGGAAGAUGGUUUUGACAUGCGCUUCAGCUCGACUGGGAUGUGGGGACUGGCAAACUAUUUUGCUGUGAAUGCCAGUUACUCCGGUGCCUAUGCCUACUCCAGAAGUGAUGGGACAAAGGAAAUGUUCAUAGUCAAAGUCCUCACAGGAGACAGCUACCAGUCCCCCUCUGACCAACAACUCCGCAUGCCACCGGAGAAGCCAAGAGCUGUGGGUGGGAAACUGCCGUUUUCAAGAGUUCGCUAUGAUACUGUUACUGGAACGACCAGGGGAAGUCAAGUCUUUAUGGCUUAUGACAACGACAAGGCAUACCCAGCCUAUCUUAUUCAGUACUACUGAAUAACUCAACAAGCGUAGUGUAUUUUGUCUGUUACUAUAGUAACCAUACCUGCUAAAACUGUGACUACAUAUUAGAAAACAUUUUAGUGUGAGGCUACUUAUUCUGAUCUCAGCAACCCGUGUCAUUACGUGUAAACGUAUAAUGUCGCUACGUGUAAACGUAUAAUGUGUGGC